AUGGCCGCCGCCGGCGCCCGACGCAGCCCUGGCCCCGGCUCGGGGCUCCGGGGGCGGCCGAGGCUAGGCUUCCACCCGGGGCCGCCGCCGCUGCUGCUGCUGUUUCUGCUCCUGCUACCGCCGCCGCCGCUGCUGGCCGGCGCCGCCGCCGCCUCGCGGGAGCCCGACAGCCCGUGCCGGCUCAAGACCGUCACAGUGUCCACGCUGCCCGCCCUGCGGGAAAGCGACAUCGCCUGGAGCGGAGCCCGCGCCGGGGCCGGGGCCGGAGCCGGGGCUGGCCCGGGGGCCGGAGCCGCCGCCGCCGCCGCCGCCGCCGCUGCAGCCGCGUCCCCGGGCUCCGCGGGCUCCGCCGGCACUGCCGCCGAGUCGCGCCUCCUGCUCUUUGUGCGUAACGAGCUGCCCGGGCGCAUCGCUGUGCAAGAUGACCUGGACAACACCGAGCUGCCCUUCUUCACCCUGGAGAUGUCUGGCACAGCAGCGGACAUUUCUCUGGUGCAUUGGAGACAGCAGUGGCUGGAGAAUGGCACGUUGUAUUUCCAUGUGUCCAUGAGCAGUUCUGGGCAGCUGGCCCGGGCCACUGCCCCCACACUGCAGGAGCCCUCGGAGAUUGUUGAAGAGCAGAUGCACAUCCUCCACAUUUCUGUGAUGGGCGGCCUCAUCGCAUUGCUGCUGCUACUCUUGGUAUUCACCGUGGCGCUCUAUGCCCAGCGGCGCUGGCAGAAGCGACGGCGCAUUCCUCAAAAGAGUGCAAGUACCGAAGCCACUCACGAGAUCCACUACAUCCCGUCAGUGCUGCUGGGCCCGCAGGCCAGGGAGAGCUUCCGGUCCUCCAGGCUGCAGGCACAUAACUCCGUGAUUGGUGUGCCCAUCCGAGAGACCCCUAUUUUGGAUGACGAAGACUAUGAGGAGGAGGAGGACCCGCCCAGAAGGACAAACCACCUCUCCCGCGAGGAUGAAUUUGGCAGCCAGGUGACCCAUAGCCUGGAUAGUUUGGGACGGCCAGGGGAAGAGAAAGUAGACUUCGAGAAGAAAGCAGCCGCUGAAGCAACACAAGAGACAGUGGAGUCCCUGAUGCAGAAGUUCAAGGAGAGUUUCCGCGCUAACACCCCCAUCGAGAUCUGUCAACUGCAGCCAGCCUCCCGCAGCGCCUCAGCAGGGAAGCGGAAGCGGAGAAGCAAGUCUCGAGGAGGAAUCGGCUUUGGAAGAAGCAAGGGCGCGUCAGGCUCAGAGGCCGAUGAUGAAGCACAGCUGACGUUCUACACGGAGCAGCACCGCAGUCGCCGCCGCAGCAAAGGUUUGCUGAAAAGCCCAGUGAACAAGACAGCCCUGACACUGAUUGCUGUGAGCUCCUGCAUCUUGGCCAUGGUGUGUGGCAACCAGAUUUCCUGUCCACUUACUGUGAAGGUGACCUUGCAUGUGCCUGAGCACUUCAUUGCAGAUGGAAGCAGCUUCGUGGUGAGUGAAGGAAGCUACCUGGACAUCUCCGACUGGUUAAACCCAGCCAAGCUGUCCCUGUAUUACCAGAUCAAUGCCACCUCCCCAUGGGUGAGGGACCUCUGUGGACAGAGGACAACAGACGCCUGUGAACAACUCUGUGAUCCAGAAACUGGAGAGUGCAGCUGUCAUGAAGGUUACGCCCCUGAUCCUGUUCACAGACACCUGUGUGUACGUAGUGACUGGGGACAGAGUGAAGGACCUUGGCCUUAUACAACACUUGAGAGGGGCUAUGAUUUGGUAACAGGAGAACAAGCCCCUGAAAAGAUUCUCAGGUCUACUUUCAGCUUGGGCCAAGGCCUCUGGCUUCCGGUCAGCAAAAGCUUUGUGGUUCCACCUGUGGAGCUGUCCAUCAACCCCCUGGCCAGUUGCAAGACCGAUGUGCUUGUUACCGAAGACCCUGCAGAUGUCAGGGAAGAAGCAAUGCUGUCCACGUACUUUGAAACCAUCAAUGACCUGCUGUCCUCUUUUGGGCCAGUUCGUGACUGCUCUCGGAACAAUGGGGGCUGCACUCGAAACUUCAAGUGUGUGUCUGAUCGCCAAGUGGACUCCUCAGGAUGUGUGUGCCCCGAGGAGCUGAAGCCCAUGAAGGAUGGCUCUGGCUGCUAUGACCACUCCAAGGGCAUUGACUGCUCUGAUGGCUUCAACGGAGGCUGUGAGCAGCUAUGCCUGCAGCAAACAAUGCCUUUGCCCUACGAUGCCACCUCCAGCACCAUCUUCAUGUUCUGCGGCUGUGUGGAAGAGUACAAGCUGGCUCCCGAUGGAAAAUCCUGCCUAAUGCUCUCAGAUGUGUGCGAGGGCCCCAAAUGCCUCAAACCAGACUCCAAAUUCAAUGACACCCUCUUUGGAGAGAUGCUCCAUGGUUACAACAACCGGACGCAGCAUGUGAACCAAGGCCAAGUCUUCCAGAUGACCUUCAGGGAGAACAACUUCAUCAAGGACUUUCCUCAGCUGGCGGAUGGGCUGUUGGUGAUCCCACUGCCUGUGGAGGAGCAGUGUAGGGGGGUCCUGUCUGAGCCCCUCCCAGACCUUCAGCUUCUCACUGGAGAUAUCAGGUAUGAUGAGGCCAUGGGUUACCCAAUGGUGCAGCAGUGGCGCGUCCGGAGCAACCUCUACCGUGUGAAACUCAGCACCAUCACGCUCUCAGCAGGCUUCACCAAUGUCCUCAAGAUCCUGACCAAAGAGAGCAGUCGGGAUGAGCUGCUGUCCUUCAUCCAGCACUACGGCUCCCACUACAUUGCAGAAGCCCUGUAUGGCUCUGAGCUCACCUGCAUCAUCCACUUCCCAAGCAAGAAAGUGCAGCAGCAGCUGUGGCUCCAGUAUCAGAAAGAGACCACAGAGCUGGGCAGCAAGAAGGAGCUCAAGUCCAUGCCUUUCAUCACCUACCUCUCAGGUCUACUGACAGCCCAGAUGCUGUCAGAUGACCAACUCAUCUCAGGCGUGGAGAUCCGCUGUGAGGAAAAGGGUCGCUGCCCCUCCACCUGUCACCUUUGUCGCCGGCCAGGCAAGGAGCAGCUAAGCCCUACACCAGUGCUGCUGGAAAUUAACCGUGUGGUACCACUUUACACUCUCAUCCAGGACAAUGGAACAAAGGAGGCCUUCAAAAGUGCACUGAUGAGUUCCUACUGGUGCUCAGGGAAAGGGGACGUGAUUGAUGACUGGUGCAGGUGUGACCUCAGUGCCUUUGAUGCCAGUGGACUUCCCAGCUGUAGCCCACUUCCGCAGCCGGUGCUGCGGUUGUCCCCAACAGUGGAACCUUCCAGCACUGUGGUCUCCCUGGAGUGGGUAGAUGUUCAGCCAGCAAUUGGAACCAAGGUCUCUGACUAUAUUCUGCAGCACAAGAAAGUGGAUGAAUACACAGACACUGACCUCUACACAGGAGAAUUCCUGAGUUUUGCUGAUGACUUACUCUCCGGCCUGGGCACAUCUUGCGUAGCAGCUGGUCGAAGCCAUGGAGAGGUUCCCGAAGUCAGUAUCUACUCGGUCAUCUUCAAGUGCCUGGAGCCUGAUGGCCUCUACAAAUUCACUCUGUAUGCUGUAGAUACGCGAGGGAGGCACUCAGAGCUCAGCACAGUGACCCUGAGGACAGCCUGUCCACUGGUAGAUGACAACAAGGCAGAAGAGAUCGCUGACAAGAUCUACAAUCUGUACAAUGGGUACACUAGUGGAAAGGAGCAGCAAACUGCCUACAACACAUUGAUGGAGGUCUCUGCUUCUAUGCUUUUCCGAGUCCAACACCACUACAACUCUCACUAUGAAAAGUUUGGUGACUUUGUCUGGAGAAGUGAGGAUGAAUUGGGGCCCAGAAAGGCUCACCUGAUCUUGCGGCGGCUGGAGAGGGUGAGCAGCCACUGCUCCAGCCUUCUGAGAAGCGCCUAUAUUCAGAGCCGUGUGGACACCGUGCCCUACCUCUUCUGCCGCAGCGAAGAGGUCCGGCCAGCCGGCAUGGUGUGGUACAGCAUUCUCAAAGACACCAAAAUCACAUGUGAGGAGAAGAUGGUGUCCAUGGCCCGGAACACGUACGGAGAGUCCAAGGGCCGGUGAGGGAGGGUACUGCCCUUCAUGAGCACAGAGACUCUCCGAGGGGGAAGCGGUAUGCUCACGGAGCCUGGGGCCUGGGUGGGCUGGGGUACAGCUGAAGAUGUGGGCCUGGCACACGGAGCUUGCCAGCAAGGCCAAAGCAAACUUUCUCCCAUGGACAGUGGACAGAAAACUUCGUAACCAAUGGAACCGUUCAUUUUUCUCUUUUAUUUUUUCUAAGAUAUUAUUAGACUCUGUCAAAUGUCUUUUCUUUUAAGCCUUUUCUUAUGGAUGGAAGUCUGUGGGGAGGCAAAGGUUUUCAGGUGGAGACAAAUCAGGCUCUCCUCUUCUUCCUCCUUCCUGUCAUGGAUUCCUGGAGGAGACAAACUUCUUCAGCAUCAACAAGAAUGCCCAGAGGAUCAUUGCAGUGAAGAAAUUGUGUCUUUAAGAACUUCUCUUUCUCCUCUCCUUUCCUCUUCCCUUCCCUUCGCACCCCCUUUCCUUUCUUCUCCUCUUUCUGACUUUCUCCUCUCCUCUCCUCUCCUCUCCUCUCCUCUCCUCUCCUCUCCUCUCCU
Jaculus jaculus (lesser Egyptian jerboa) is the source of this 4589-nucleotide messenger RNA. It is a transcript of the gene Astn2, whose product is annotated as astrotactin 2. Lineage: Eukaryota; Metazoa; Chordata; Mammalia; Rodentia; Dipodidae. The record is from RefSeq and is a predicted model, not a curated record. The transcript is spliced from 23 exons. Gene Ontology annotation, molecular function: protein binding. Gene Ontology annotation, biological process: neuron cell-cell adhesion; neuron migration. Bases 1 to 4038 code for a protein of 1345 amino acids.